CUCUCCAGAUGUAAGAACUGUGUGGACAGCAGCAUGUCCCAUGCUGCUUCCCAGCCCGUCUUGCCCUCAUCCCUCCAGAGGGAAGCAGGUGCUUCCUGCCUCUAGAUGUCACUCUCCACCAUCUUUUCUUUCUCUCCUUCUAUUUUUCUUUCUCCAAGAUCCUGCAAUUUUUUUUUUUUUAAAUUCCUUUCUGAUCUCUUUCCGGCCAUGUGCGAUUGCAGUUUCCUCUGGGCGUCCAUUUCACCAGCCUGAAAUUAAUCAGCAGAGAGAGGGAGAGAGGGAAAAGGGGGGAGCACCCCCCCCCUUGUCAUCUUGAUCCCCAAGCAGAAGCAGAGCAGCAGCCCCCAGGAAUUCACACCAGUACUCCCUCGCCAGGAUCUGCAGGCGGAGGGGAGAACUGCAACCCCCGGGCUUCCUGACUGUGAUCUGCUGGAGCAGGGGGAACCCCACAUCCUCCAGAUUCCCCGCCAGAAAUCUAGUGGACCAACCCCUCUUCAUUCCUCCCCAGGAUCCGCAGGAAAAGCCAUCAGGAGGCCGCCUGUCCCUCCUCCACUCCAGCCCUCCCCUCCCCCAGUUUGGAGGAGGUUGCUCCUUGCUGGCUGAGGGGGAAUUCUCUGGAUCUGGCUGGACAGCCUUUUUUACUUUGCACCAUCUGGGCUUCUUUCCUCCAUCUCUUCCACAGCUGACAGUAAAACCCAGCCUCGCCGAGCUCUCCAAGGGGCUUUUCCUCCAUGCCACCCUGCAGCACCAACAGCUCCAGCUCCCAUGCGUGGAUUGUGUGGGUUUUGUGUGUGUAAAGGGGCUGCUGUAAUUUCAGCCUCCUGGACCUGCCCUGGUUGGAUUAUUUUUUAUAGCUCUGAUUUGAAAAGCAGCCAUCAAGCCUUCCUGCCUGCCUGAUCUUUGACUGCUGCAGCUGCAGCUGUAUGAUAGCAGGGAAGCCUCAUUCCUGGGUUGCAGAGAGAGAAGGUUGCAGGAUCCUUCAAUCCCACCCCCUUCCUCUUUCCACAGCUCUGAGGAGAGUCCUGGCUCUUUGCAGCAUAUGUGGUGGAAGCCAGCACUAGCAGCCACUGCAGCAAAGGAAGCCCUUGUCUCGGGUGAUUUGGGGGAAAGGAAUUGAAAAUAAGAGGGUAGAUUUUGUUUCUGAGGGUCUUGGCUUCAUUUCCCAAAGGCUCGUUCCUUUCAUGCAUGACACAGAUCCUGCUCUGUGAUUCCUCCAGGCGAUGGCCAUGCAGUAAAGAUGUCAGUGUCCAGGGUGAACAGUGUCAAUGGGUUUUUGGAGGACUCCAGGAUGGAGGUUGGGGACAUGGGGAGGAUCCUCAGGAGUUUGGAAAUUGGGACCGUGCUGACCUUGUUCUACCAAAAAAAGUCCCAGAGGCCAGAGAGGAGGACGUUUCAGGUGAAGCUGGAGACCAGGCAGAUCAUUUGGAGCCGGACGCCUGAGAAAGUGGAAGGAGACAUUGACAUUCGGGAGAUAAAAGAGAUCCGCCCAGGGAAGAAUUCCCGGGAUUUUGAACGAUAUCCAGAAGAUGCUCGGAAACUGGACUCCACCAUGUGUUUCAUCAUGCUGUAUGGCCCGGAUUUCAGGCUCCGGACACUCAGUGUUGCUGCCUUCUGUGAGGAAGACGUCAACCUGUGGAUGACGGGCCUGAACUGGCUGGUGACGGACACUCAGAAAGCCCAGACGCCGCUGCAGAUUGAAAGGUGGCUGCGGAAACAGUUUGACUUGAUGGACAGGACGAGAGAAGGCAGUAUCACGUUGAAGGAUCUGAAGGCCAUGCUGCCCCAGGUGAACUACCGGGUGCCCAACAUGAGGUUCCUGCGGGACAAGCUAGUGGAAGUGGAAGCCAGGAGCGACAUGGCCUUCACCCACUUCACUCACUUCUACAAAAACCUAAUGUUCGAUGCUCAGAAAUCGAUCAUCGAGCAGCUGGAGCUCUCCUUCCCCUUGCGGAAUGUUGACCGGGCAGAGCUGUGCCAGAUUACAUUGUACGACUUCCAGAAAUUCCUGCAGCACGACCAGAAGGAGCCGUGGGCCAGUGACAUCAGCAAGGUGCGGGAGUACAUGUGUGGCUACCUCCGGGACCCCUUCAGUGACAUGGCAGAACCCUUCUUCCAGCUGGAUGAGUUUCUGACCUACCUGUUCUCCAGGGAAAACAAGGUCAUGGAUGCCAAGUACGAGCGGGUGGUCCCAGAGGAGAUGAACUACCCACUGUCCCACUACUGGAUCUCCUCCUCCCACAACACGUAUCUGACUGGGGACCAGUUCUCCAGUGAGUCCUCGCUGGAAGCCUACGCUCGCUGCCUCCGGAUGGGCUGCCGCUGCAUAGAGUUGGACUGUUGGGAUGGUCCAGAUGACCUGCCAAUCAUCUACCAUGGACACACACUCACCUCCAAAAUCAAAUUCCUGGAUGUCCUGCACACCAUCAAGGAACAUGCCUUCGUGACCUCUGAGUUCCCCAUCAUCCUCUCCAUCGAGGACCACUGCAGCAUUGUCCAGCAGAGGAACAUGGCCUCCCACUUCAAGAAGGUCUUUGGGGACAUGCUGCUCACCAAGCCGGUGGACAUCAACGCCGAUGAGUUGCCUUCCCCCACCCAGCUCAAGAAGAAAAUCCUCAUCAAGCACAAGAAGCUGGUGGAAGGGAACCUUUACGAAGAGGUCUCCACGGCCAGUUACUCGGAGAAUGACAUCAGCAACUCCAUCAAGAACGGCAUCCUGUAUCUUGAGGACCCCAUUGACCAUACCUGGAGCCCACAUUACUUUGUGCUGACAAGCAACAAGAUCUAUUACUCCGAGGAGACGUCCCGCUACCAGUCCAACGAGGAUGAGGAAGAGGUGGAACAAAAAGAGGAGUUUAACAACAACGAGCUGCACUUCAGCGAGAAGUGGUUUCACGGGAAGCUGGGCGGGGGGCGUGACGGGCGCCAGAUCGCCGAGAAGCUGCUGCAUGAGUACUGCACCGAGACGGGUGGGAAGGACGGCACCUUCCUGGUGCGGGAGAGCGAGACCUUUGUGGGAGACUACACCCUCUCCUUCUGGCGGUCCAGCCGAGUCCAGCACUGCCGCAUCCACUCCCGGCAGGAAGCCGGCACCACCAAGUUCUACUUGACGGACAACCUGGUGUUCGACAGCCUCUACAGCCUGAUCUGCCACUACCGCGAGGUGCCGCUGCGGUGCAACGAGUUUGAGAUGAGGCUCACGGACCCCGUGCCGCAGCCCAACGCCCACGAGAGCAAAGAGUGGUACCACGCCAGCCUGUCCCGCCUGCAGGCCGAGCAUAUGCUGAUGAGGGUGCCCCGGGACGGAGCCUUCCUGCUGCGCAAACGCAGCGAGCCCAAUUCCUAUGCUAUCUCCUUCAGAGCAGAGGGCAAGAUCAAGCAUUGCCGCAUCCAGCAGGAGGGACGGCUCUUCAUGCUGGGCAGCUCCGCCGAGUUCGAGAGCCUGGUGGAUCUGGUGAGCUACUACGAGAAGCACCCGCUCUACCGCAAGAUGAAACUCCGCUACCCCAUCAAUGAGGAGACGCUGGAGAAGAUGGGCACCGCCGAGCUGGACUAUGGAGCCCUGUAUGAAGUGCGAACCCCUCACUUCUACGUGGAGGCCAACAAGAUGCCAAUGGCCAGGUGUACGGUGAAGGCCCUCUACGAUUACAAAGCCCAGCGGGAAGACGAGCUCUCAUUCUGCAAACAGGCCAUCAUCCACAACGUUGACAAGCAGGAUGGAGGCUGGUGGCGGGGAGACUACGGGGGCAAGAAGCAGCUGUGGUUCCCAGCCAACUACGUGGAGGAGAUCAUGAACACGCUGGUGCAGGAGCAGGAUGAGGCUUCAGCAGAAAACAGCCCCCUGGGGAACUUCCUGAAAGGGUUCAUUGACGUACCGUCCUGCCAUGUAGUUAUCUCCAAAGACGGGAGGAGCUCCAAACCAUUUGUCUUCACCAUCCAUUCCCAGCAGAUGUCCCACCCGUCCCAGGCGCUGGACGUGGCUGCAGACACACAGGAGGAACUCAACGACUGGGUGGCCAAGAUCCGGGAGGCCACACAGAACGCAGACGCCAGGAUGCAAGAGGGGAAGAUCAUGGAGCGGAGGAAGAAGAUCGCCCUGGAGCUCUCCGAGCUGGUCGUUUACUGCCGCCCGGUGCCAUUCGAUGAAGAGAAGAUCGGCACAGACAAGGCUUGCUACCGGGACAUGUCCUCCUUCCCCGAGACCAAGGCCGAGAAGUAUGCCAACCGCAGCAAGGGCAAGAAGUUCCUGCAGUACAACCGACGCCAGCUCAGUCGCGUCUACCCCAAGGGCCAACGCCUGGACUCCUCGAACUAUGACCCACUGCCCAUGUGGAUCUGCGGCAGCCAGCUGGUAGCCCUUAACUUCCAGACCCCCGAUAAACCAAUGCAGUUGAACCAGGCUUUGUUCAUGCUGGGAGCCCGCAGUGGUUACGUCCUGCAGCCAGACAUCAUGAGGGACGACUUGUUUGACCCUUUUGACAAGAGCAGCCUGAAGAUUGUGGAACCCAUCACUGUGCAGCUCCAGAUCCUAGGCGCCCGGCAUCUCCCCAAGAACGGCAGGAGCAUCGUGUGCCCCUUCGUGGAGGUGGAGGUCUGCGGCUCGGAGUUUGACAGCAGCAAGAACAAGACGGAUGUCGUAGCUGAUAAUGGCCUGAACCCCGUGUGGCUUUUCAAGCAGUUCGUCUUCGACAUCAACAACCCUGAGUUUGCCUUCCUGCGCUUCGUGGUAUACGAGGAGGACAUGUUCAGUGAUCCCAACUUCCUGGCCCAGGCCACCUUCCCCGUCAAGGGCCUCAAGACAGGCUACAGGUCAGUGCCCCUGAAGAACAGCUACACUGAGGACCUGGAGCUCUCCUCCCUGCUCAUCCACAUCGAAAUCAUCAACGCCAAGGAAGAAGACGAGGAGAACCUGUACUCCUCCAUCCAGCAGUUGCGUGACCGAGCCAGCGAGCUCUCCAACCGGGUCUCGAGCUUUGAGCAUAGCAACAACUGUGACUUGCGCCACCAGCAGUGGCUGGACGAGCUGCGGGCGGCCAAGGAGCGGCUGAUGGAGCUGACCGAAGUGCGCAACAGGAAGCUGAUGGAGAAAAAGAAGAGAGAUCGACAGAUGGCCAACAAGCACAACUGAGCCAGCCGCGGGGCUCUCCCAGCUGGGGCCCUCUGUUGGGGAGCCUGGAAAUUCUUGCCCGCAGGAGAUCUGGCCGCUGAUACCAGCCAUCCCCCGACAAUCCACCUUUCCAGCUGGCUCGCUGCCUAUCACCCUGCAUCAGUCAGCUGCCCUGGGGGAAAGAGACAUUGGCUGCUAGAACUGCAGCACUUGCAGGACCUGGAGAGAACUAGCAGUGGUUCUGAAGAUGGGAGUGCAGGGCUGUGUCAGCACCUUUCCUGUUGUAAUAACCAAGCUUUUCAAUGAGCUGGAAAAGGGGUCACAUGCCAGGGGGCGCAAUGCCUCUCAAGAGGAUUCGAGCAGCCCCCCGGGGCAGGGCUUCCCAUCAGCCACCUUAUCCCCAGUCAGUCUGAUCUGCUUCAACAUCUGUUUAAAUUUUUUCUUUUUUACCACCAUGAGACUUCCAAUGGGGGGAGGGGAGAGGGACAUCUCAGGAGCUGUAGGUUCGAAGCCUUUCAUAGCUCACCAGUCUGUGUUUGAGGUGGGGUCCCUAGGUGACAUUUCUCUGCAUUACGAAACCACCGCACGCGCCGGCGCCCUGGGAGUUCCAAGGGCAGCCGGGGGUGACUGCAGAGCAGGAUCGAGGGGCAUCGGCCGAGCUGUAUGUGCCCCGGGGGCUGCAGGUUAUAAUGGAGGGGCAUCGGCAGAGCUGUGUGUGGAGCCCCUUGGACUGGGUAGCAGGGGCUCUGCUCUGUGCUCUGCCUGGCUGUCGCCCCUCACAAAGGUUAGAGGAAACCCUGCCCCCUAUUUAUUUAUUUAUUGGGUGGUUGGUGCUCGAUCCCUUGCUCCGCCACCCUUUAGAGUUGGGGUGACACUUGCCGAUGUGUUGCAGCUCUCCCUGAGCCUGCAGGGCCUGGGGAGCUGCUGUGACCCCCAGGCUCCUGCUCUGCAACGAGAGAAACAGCUCUAAAUUUCCCUGCAGGCAUUCCCAAGUGGCAGCCAAAGGCUACCACCAGUCAACCGGACACAUUGCGGGGCAGAGGCCCCAGUGUAUCACUGGAAGCCUCAGGCUGAAUGGCCGAGAGCCGGAGCCACACAGCUGUGGGGGCUUCCCAGCCCCACACCAGUCAGACAGGCACAUUCCCAUUCCCCCUUGCUGGAGUUGAUAGUGUUCAGAGGGAAUCAUUCCCUCCUCCUGGAGCAGAUCAGAGCCUGCGGAGCUGACCAGCCCCACGCUGGUGAGUGGCGCACCUGGUUCUGCCUUGCCUUGUGUAGCUGAAAGGGCUGAAAGGUCAGGGCAUUCUUGUCAUUGCAGCUGAAAGGGCUUUUCACCUGUGCAUUAUGCACUGCCCAUCGCCUCGUUAGCUCGUCGAGCAGAACGAUGCAGGGAACGGGGAUGAGGAAUCAGUGGACUGAGAACCAGCCGCACUCUGCACGUCGCUAGGGCUUUCCAUCUUCCCAUUGCCGGACAUCUCCACAACCCCCAGCAGGGAGGCAAGUCAGUAUCAUUCACCCCACCGGACCAACCAAGAAACCGAGGCACAGAGAAAGGAAGGGGGCACGCAACAAGUGAGUGGCUUCAGACCCAGGCGUCCAAACGAUCGUGCUGCCUCCCUGCAAGUUUGAGUUGGCCUGAGAAAGGACUAUCAGCGGGCGCGAUCACACAAUGACGAGGAUUAGGCACCACAGACAGGAGCCCGGCUCACUCAGACCCACUUCUGAGCCCCUGCCUAGGGCAGGAACACAGGCUGCCCCGCCCUUCGGGUGUCAUGUACUAACAGCUGGGAUCUCCAGCGGAUACCAGUAGGUAGGAGAUGCUCACUGAGCCAGUGCUGAGGUUUCCACGCCAUUUAGCUGCACAGGGAAGAUUUAGAGCCAGGAACUGUGCGGGGAUCUCGAGAAAUAGCUGCAAUUUCUUUUUUCAAUGUGUGUAUAAACCGGGGGGAGGGUUCUACGACCAGCCUCAUUAUCAGGGCGUGUGGAAAUGAUGCACUGUCCCCUGAGAGACCCCACAGGGUGAGGGAGGGGAGUCAGGCCUGGGCAGAGCUCCACCUGCACUCUGCAGGGGCGGGGGACAGUCGCCUUUCAGAGCAGAUGUAAAACCAAGGCCCUGACCACCCACAGUCACUAAGUGCCCUGGGCACGUUCCUUUGUUGUUGUUAUUACAAAUCCCAUCUGUGGUGCCGUAAAUAGAGGGCGGAAGGGGAGGGUUGACCUGACACCAGCCCCCUUCCUCACAGGGCUGACAAUCUAAACUCAAGGGACCCAGUCACUGGAGCUUGCAGGCCACAUUUGGGGAAGGUGGAGGCAAAGGGAGCUCGGCCUAUGAUCCUGGGGAGGUUGUUCCAGGCAUGUGGCGCAGGAUGGAAGAAAGUAGGAGACGGAGGUGGACAAAGGCAGGAGGAGGGUAGGCACGAAACUCCAGCUCAGGUAACUACAUUCUGCCAAUCUAGCAUGCCCAGCGCAGUUACAGUCAGAGAGUUUAUCCUUGCUCGCCCUUCUUUAAACACUGUUGUGUGGUGUUGCUGUGUGCUGUUAAACAGCUGCCACAUCCCACCCCAGAGCUGGCUGCAUUUCAGGGAUCAGUCUAUAGAGCACUUUGGGAUCCUUCAGGAUGAAAUGUGCUAUAUUAUUAUUAUUUUAUUUUAUUUGUAUGACAAUAGCUGAUAUCAGGGCUGCAUUGUGCUAGGUGCUGCACAAACACAUAGUUACAGGCAGUCCCUACCCCUAAGCACUUGCUAAAGAGACAUUGCAGGCAAAAGGUGGGAGGGGACACUGAGGCACAAAGCGAUGAAGUGACUUGCUCGAGAUCACCCGGCAGGUCAGUGGCAGAGCUGACCAUAGAUGCCAGUCUCCUGAGUCCCUCCUGCUGGCAGUGCAAUCCACUGUGCCAUACACUGCUACAGAAGGGAGCCGGAAAGAAACCGAACGCCCAGCUGAGAUUCCCCUGCCCUCCCAGCCACUACAGAUCCCUGCCAUUUCAUCGCUCCUACAUAAAUCCCUUCUUUUUAAAAACAGUACCUCUGAUCUGAGAGCAGUGAAGGGGCACGUGAAACCCCUUCUGAGGAAUCCCAGACAGAACUUCUCAGCCUGCCAGAGCCUCAAAGGGAUAAAUAACAGGAGGAGAGCAGGAAACCACUUUGGAUUCAUGCCUGUGUUGUGAGGGGUUGUCCAGCCUCUCAGCUCCGAGAUUCAGCAUCCCAGGGGUCCAAGAAGAAGGGCCCCGUGUCUGCCCAGCUCUGGGAUUGUUGUGAAUGUAACAUAAUAAGUGGGGGGAUGCCAGGAAAAUGCCUGAGGUGCCUCAGUGGGCCAGAUGCAGCCUUGGUGUAAGCAUUGAAGCCAAUGGAGUUGUGCCCACCUCCCCCAGGGCUGAAUCUGACUCGAUAUUUGUUUUGGACCCAUGUGGAUGAUAAGGGGGGAAGCCAGAUGCUGGUUCCCCUUCCCUGGUAUAUUGGGGGUGCACAGCUGUAUGUCAGCCCCUGGAAAGUGCCAGGAGAUGCUGGCACUAGGGCAGGUACCGACGUUUCCAAGAGUGGCUAAUAAAAGAAGCACAAGGGAGCCGGCAGCUGGAAGACUGGUCUUUGCAGCAGCUUCAGGCAGGCAUCGGGUCAGGAUAUUAUUGUAGGUCUCAUGCAGGAGGAUAGGGUGUCUCUAUGGGGGAUCCGGCAUCCUGCUGGUGUCACUGCAGGGAGAGCCGUGAAUUCUUUGUAUGAAAAUAAAUCUAUUUAGCCAAUAUUUAUACA
Messenger RNA from Chelonia mydas (Green sea turtle), 8847 nucleotides. Its product is annotated as 1-phosphatidylinositol 4,5-bisphosphate phosphodiesterase gamma-1. The record is from RefSeq and is a predicted model, not a curated record. Gene Ontology annotation, biological process: phospholipid catabolic process; positive regulation of epithelial cell migration; phosphatidylinositol-mediated signaling. The transcript is spliced from 32 exons. Bases 1238 to 5125 code for a protein of 1295 amino acids. Gene Ontology annotation, molecular function: phosphatidylinositol-4,5-bisphosphate phospholipase C activity; calcium ion binding; protein binding. NCBI's taxonomy places the organism in Eukaryota, Metazoa, Chordata, Testudines, Cheloniidae.